CGCGGUCCACACCGGCCGACACAGCAGAGACGCAGAAGCUUCGUGGUGGUUGUUUUUUUUUCUUGCCAGCGGGAGAGGUCGUUUUCUUCGUUUGCGUUUUUGUGCUGCGGCCUGUGGCUCGAUUGCUUGCGACACCCGCCUGUCCACCUGCUGACCGAUCCGAUUGGCUCCCGGCAACAUGAAGCUCCCCUUGGUGGCUGCGGUGCUGCUGCUGCUGAGUGCAGCACGGGCCGAGGAGGAGGACAAGAAGGAGGACGUGGGCACGGUGGUGGGCAUCGACCUGGGGACCACCUACUCCUGCGUCGGGGUGUUCAAGAACGGCCGCGUGGAGAUCAUCGCCAACGACCAGGGCAACCGCAUCACCCCGUCGUAUGUGGCCUUCACCCCCGAAGGGGAGCGGCUCAUCGGGGACGCCGCCAAGAACCAGCUCACGUCCAACCCUGAGAACACGGUCUUCGACGCCAAGCGGCUCAUCGGCCGCACGUGGAACGACCCGUCGGUACAGCAGGACAUCAAGUUCCUGCCCUUCAAGGUUGUUGAGAAGAAAACAAAACCAUACAUUCAAGUGGAUAUCGGAGGUGGGCAAACAAAAACGUUUGCUCCUGAAGAAAUUUCUGCCAUGGUUCUCACCAAGAUGAAAGAAACUGCUGAGGCUUACCUGGGGAAGAAGGUUACCCAUGCCGUGGUCACAGUGCCCGCUUACUUCAAUGAUGCCCAGCGUCAGGCAACCAAAGAUGCUGGGACGAUCGCUGGACUGAACGUCAUGAGGAUCAUCAAUGAGCCGACCGCAGCUGCCAUUGCUUACGGCCUGGAUAAGCGCGAGGGAGAGAAGAACAUCCUGGUGUUCGACCUGGGCGGGGGAACCUUCGAUGUGUCUCUCCUCACCAUCGACAACGGGGUCUUUGAAGUCGUGGCCACUAAUGGAGACACUCACCUGGGCGGAGAAGACUUCGACCAGCGUGUCAUGGAGCAUUUCAUCAAGCUGUACAAAAAGAAGACUGGCAAAGAUGUCAGGAAAGACAACAGGGCCGUGCAGAAGCUCCGGCGGGAGGUGGAGAAGGCCAAACGGGCCCUGUCUUCGCAGCAUCAAGCAAGAAUUGAAAUUGAGUCCUUUUAUGAGGGAGAGGACUUCUCAGAGACCCUCACUCGGGCCAAAUUUGAAGAGCUGAACAUGGACCUGUUCCGGUCUACCAUGAAACCUGUCCAGAAAGUGUUGGAGGACUCCGAUUUGAAGAAAUCUGACAUUGAUGAAAUUGUGCUCGUUGGUGGUUCUACUCGAAUUCCAAAGAUUCAGCAGCUGGUUAAAGAGUUCUUCAAUGGCAAGGAGCCAUCGCGUGGCAUCAACCCUGAUGAGGCCGUGGCGUACGGUGCUGCUGUGCAGGCUGGAGUGCUGUCUGGCGAUCAGGACACAGGGGAUCUGGUGCUGCUCGAUGUGUGUCCUCUUACCCUUGGCAUUGAGACUGUGGGAGGUGUCAUGACCAAACUGAUUCCAAGGAACACUGUAGUGCCCACCAAGAAGUCUCAGAUCUUUUCUACCGCUUCCGACAACCAGCCAACUGUCACAAUCAAGGUCUAUGAAGGUGAACGACCGCUAACCAAAGACAAUCACCUCCUGGGCACAUUCGAUCUGACUGGAAUUCCUCCUGCUCCCCGUGGCGUGCCGCAGAUCGAAGUUACCUUCGAGAUCGACGUGAACGGUAUUCUGCGUGUGACAGCUGAAGACAAGGGUACAGGGAACAAGAAUAAGAUUACAAUUACCAAUGACCAGAAUCGCCUGACCCCCGAGGAGAUCGAAAGGAUGGUCAACGAUGCCGAGAAGUUCGCUGAAGAAGACAAAAAGCUCAAGGAGCGCAUCGACACCAGAAACGAGCUGGAAAGCUACGCCUACUCGCUGAAGAACCAGAUCGGAGACAAAGAAAAGCUGGGUGGCAAACUUUCCUCUGAAGACAAGGAGACCAUGGAAAAAGCCGUGGAGGAGAAGAUUGAAUGGCUGGAAAGCCACCAAGAUGCUGACAUUGAAGACUUCAAAGCUAAAAAGAAGGAACUAGAAGAAAUUGUUCAGCCAAUUAUCAGCAAACUCUAUGGAAGCGCAGGCCCUCCUCCAACUGGUGACGAGGAUACAACAGAAAAGGAUGAAUUGUAGAUGCUGAUCUGCUGACGCUGUACAUUGUAAAUACUGGACUCAGGAACUUUUGUUAGGAGAAAAUUGAGAGAACUUAAGUCUCGAAUGUAAUUGGAAUCUUCACCUCAGAGUGGAGUUGAAAAUGCUAUAGCCCAAGUGGCUGUUUACUGCUUUUCAUUAGCAGUUGCUCACACAUCAUGGGGUGGGGGGACAAAAGGAAUUGGCUAUCUUAACAUUUUGGUUAGGGGGCGUGUUCACCUGGAAAUGUUCUAUUUAACAACUGGGUCAUGUGCAUAUGGUGUAGGAACUUUUUUCUACCAUAAGUGACACCAAUAAAUGUUUGUUAUUUA
Messenger RNA from Ochotona curzoniae (black-lipped pika), 2472 nucleotides. RefSeq names its product heat shock protein family A (Hsp70) member 5 (gene HSPA5). Gene Ontology annotation, cellular component: endoplasmic reticulum lumen; cytoplasm; nucleus. The transcript has 9 exons. The record is from RefSeq and is a predicted model, not a curated record. Bases 179 to 2143 code for a protein of 654 amino acids. Gene Ontology annotation, biological process: endoplasmic reticulum unfolded protein response; cellular response to unfolded protein; protein refolding. Gene Ontology annotation, molecular function: misfolded protein binding; ATP binding; ATP-dependent protein folding chaperone. Lineage: Eukaryota; Metazoa; Chordata; Mammalia; Lagomorpha; Ochotonidae.